AUGAACUCGCCAGACCCCGGAUCACCCACCUCUACGGACUCGAACUCGUCUGGCUCACCCCCGCCCGAUGAUUUCCAACUCUCUUCCCAGCCGGUUCAGAUGAUGAGCGGCGGUCCUGCCGGCCCAUCGUCAUCGAAGCGUCGCCUGCACGACGGCGGCGCCCCUCGCAGAGAUCCUAAGAGUAGGCGACGGGAAGAUGCGAUGGGGGGGCCCGCAUCUCGCUUCAAGGAGGGGCAUGGCAUGCGCAAGGACAAGGAAGAGCUGGUUGACACCGGUCUGGCUGAGCAGCUGAAGAAGGAGUUCGGCGAUCCGUUCCAAGAAGCGCAUAUCAAGAGUCUUAGUUAA
Molecule: messenger RNA, 345 nt
Organism: Coniophora puteana RWD-64-598 SS2
Lineage: Eukaryota; Fungi; Basidiomycota; Agaricomycetes; Boletales; Coniophoraceae
Exons: 3
Coding region: 1-345 (114 amino acids)
Source: RefSeq, a predicted model, not a curated record